AUGCAAAUGACAUCGGUGGUCACCAGGACGAAGAGAAGAAGGGUAACAGAGGAGACAGAGAAGGGGAUAAAGGCGGUGAAGAGAGAGAGCACACCGGAGGAGGAGAUGAGGCGAUCUGGAAGAGCGUUUGGGAGGACUCAGAAGGGAAGGGGAUCUUCAGCUUGCCGCCACCCUCGCCGCCUCUCCUCACCCCUCUCUUGGUUUCCCCAACUCUUGGAAGUAACGAAUCCCAAGAGAACAGAAGCGGUUGGUCAGUCAUCAUCUGGUGAAACAUGUUCAAAAGGAGAUGAGGUUGGUGAUGAUGAUGAUGAGGAUGAUGAUGAUGAUGAUGAUGAUGAUGAUGAUGAGUGGGAAGAGAAUGAGGAGGAAAAUGCUGAUGAUCAUGAUGGUGGGGAGGAGAAGGAAAAAGAUGAUGAGGAGAAGAGUAAGUCACCGGAGUCAAAAAGUUCAUCUGAUGAUGAUUAUGAUAGUGAUGACGACAAUGAUAAGAGCAUGCCAACUGAGAUAAAAGAUGCAUAUGAUGGUGAUGAUGGUGAUGGUGAUGAGAGAGUGUCAUCUGAAACAAAAGAUGUAGGUGAAGGUGAUGAUGCUGCCGACAGUAAUGAUAGUGUACCGGCUGAACUAAAUGGUUCAUUAAAUGGUUCUCAUGCCAAUGAUAGUGGUGGUAAUGAAGCGCCUGCUGAGACAACAGAUGAUUCUGAUCAAGCGAGUGUUACUGAAAUUGUUGAUUUACCUGCUGGCAGUGACAUGGAUAAGAAUGCAAUUCUUGAGAUGAAAGAUGAACUUGGUGGCAGUGUGUUACCUGCUGUCAAUGAUAUGGAUGAGAAUCCAGUUCUGCAGAUGAUCGAAGAAAUUGGUGGCAAUGAGUUACCUGCUGUCAAUAACAUGGAUGAGAAUGCAGUUCUUCAGAUGAUACAUAAACCUGGUGGCAAUGAGCCUGCUGAGAUAAAUAAUGCAGUUGAUGAUGACAACAAUAAUGGAAAUAUGAUCAGUAUGUGGCCGCUGAGAUAG
Messenger RNA from Dioscorea cayenensis subsp. rotundata (Guinea yam), 1011 nucleotides. Its product is annotated as nucleolin-like. The record is from RefSeq and is a predicted model, not a curated record. NCBI's taxonomy places the organism in Eukaryota, Viridiplantae, Streptophyta, Magnoliopsida, Dioscoreales, Dioscoreaceae. The transcript has 5 exons. Bases 1 to 1011 code for a protein of 336 amino acids.